AUGAAUUGGACAAUGGUGGUUUUCGGUAAUGGAGUUGAUGCUGCAAAGUGUAGUGAAGAAGUUGAAAGUGGAUCCAUAUUAGAUUUUGAGUUAGAUAUUCAGUGGGAUGUGUAUGACUUGUCCAAGAAAGUAGAAAUGGCAUUGAAAAAGCAUGAAAAACAUAAUUUUUUUUUUCAGUUUUACAGAUUGAAAUUAAAAGAGAUUGUUUUUGUUAUUUCUAAAUUCCAACAGAGUGAUUUAAAAAAUUAUUCCAACUCUGAAUCGUUUCGAAGAAAUAUUAGUUUUGAGGAGUACUCCUUCACAAAUCAGGGUAAGGAAAUGGAAAAAAGGUUUUUAGAUCAAGUAAUGUGGGUUUGUAUGGUGUAG
This is a messenger RNA of Lactuca virosa, 366 nucleotides long. Lineage: Eukaryota; Viridiplantae; Streptophyta; Magnoliopsida; Asterales; Asteraceae. The record is from the annotation of a GenBank genome assembly.